Branchiostoma belcheri (Belcher's lancelet) is the source of this 928-nucleotide messenger RNA. RefSeq names its product MFS-type transporter SLC18B1-like. Bases 215 to 928 code for a protein of 237 amino acids. Gene Ontology annotation, molecular function: transmembrane transporter activity. Lineage: Eukaryota; Metazoa; Chordata; Leptocardii; Amphioxiformes; Branchiostomatidae. The record is from RefSeq and is a predicted model, not a curated record. The transcript has 11 exons. Gene Ontology annotation, biological process: transmembrane transport.
ACUAGUACAACUCGUUUUUCUACUAGAUUCUAGUUUCGUCAACUUUGCAGGGUCCUGCAGUUUCUCUGUCAUCGCACCUUUUUUUCCAAAAGAGGCUCUCCAAAGAGGAGCCUCACAAGUGACCGUGGGUUUUGUUUUUAGCUGCUUUGCAAUAGUCAGCUUUAUAUCUGCCCCAAUCUUUGGAAAAUAUAUCACAUAUAUAGGGUCCAGGUUCAUGUUGAUAACCGGGAUGUUUGUAGGUGGGUGCUGCUCUCUGAUGUUCGGAUUUUCAGAAUACAUUGAGGGAACUAGCUUUGUAGUUUACUGUUUCGUGACCAGGACACUGGAGGCUUUUGGAGUGUCUGCCUACAUCACGGCAGGAGUAGCCAUCCUGACUCACGCAUUCCCAAACAACGUGGCUAAAGUCAUGGGCGCUCUGGAAGGGUUCAACGGUAUCGGUUUGAUGUCAGGGCCUGCUCUGGGGGGACUGUUAUACGACAUCGGAGGUUAUAAGAUGCCGUUCCUGCUGGUUGGAGGAGUGAUGCUGUGUUCGGGUGUGGUUGUGUGGAUCCUGCUGCCUAAGCAAGAUGAUGAGAAAGAGGAAGAAAAGCAGACCACAUCAGCUUUACUGUCCUUCCUCAGGGUUCCAACCAUCGCCCUGACUUGUGGACUGACGAUGGUGACGUCAUGUAACAUGUCCUUCCUCCAACCCAUCUUAGAGCCUUACCUGUCAGACCAGUUCAAAACAAGCCCGACCAGCAUAGGCUUGAUUUUCGUGCUAUGGGGCGGUGUGUACACACUAGCAGCACCUGUCUGGGGCUUCCUUGCUGAUAGGAAGAAAGCAGCCCGGUUGAUGAUAAUUGGAGGGAUGUCUGUGCUGACUGUGUCAGUACUGAUGAUAGGUCCCUCCCCUCUCCUGGCAGACUACCUCCACAUACUACCCGUGUAA